CGGUAUAAAAGCUCAUCUCUCUUCACCCUGCCGCAGUCUGCAUCCGGCUUAGAGAUGAGCUACCCAAUGGACUACCUCUACGGCCACGGCUCCUAUUCCAGGACACCACAGGGACACUCUGCCCGGCCCGCCGCUUCCCUCUCCUCCUCCGGCUACCACUCUCAGCCAUGGACGACCUCCCAGCGCCGCCGCCCGGCCUACAGCCAGGCAGCCUCUGCCGACAGCUUGGAAAUCUUUAAUGGCGACAUGACUCGGAGGAACGAGAAGGAGAUUCUGCAGACACUCAACGACCGGUUCGCCGGUUACAUCGACAAGGUGCGGAACCUCGAGCUGAUUAACUCGAAUCUGGAGCAGGAAGCGGCUGCGCUGCGACAGAGCCAGACGGGGCGGGCUACCGUGGGAGAGCACUAUCAGCGUGAGCUGGGGGACCUGAGGGCUAUGGUCCAGCAGUUGACCGGGGAGAAGGCACGCACACUCUUGGAGCAUGACCACCUUGAAGAGGACAUCCAGCAUGUGCGGACCAGGCUCGAGGACGAGGCACGCAGCCGGGAGGAGCUGGAGUCCGCAGCACGCGUCAUGAACAAGUAUGUGGAUGAGUCUGGGCUCGCGCGGCUGGAGCUGGACAAGAAGCUGUUCGCGCUGCAGGAAGAAGCCGCGUUCCUGAAGAAAAACCACGAGGAUGAGGUGGCCGAGAUGCUUGCACAGAUCCAGGGUGCACAGGUGAGGUUCGAGGCUCGAGACACGAUCAAGGCGGACGUCACGAGCGCACUGCGGGAGAUCCGCGCACAGCUGGAUGGCCACGCGACUAAGAGCGCAAUGCAGGCAGAGGGAUGGUUCAAAGUGCGUAUGGAACGGUUGGCGGAUGCAGCUCACUCUAACACGGAUGCAAUCCGCGGUGCCCAAGAGGAGAUAGCCGAGUAUAGACGGCAGCUGCAGAGCCGCACCAUCGAACUGGAGACCCUCAAAGGAACCAAGGACUCGUUGGAGAGACAAUGCAUGGAUAGUGAGGACAGACACCAUGGAGAUAUCCACUCCCUACAGGAGACCAUCCACCAGCUGGACGGUGAGCUGAAGAGUACUAAGUGGGAGAUGGCCAGUCAGCUUAGAGAAUACCAGGAGCUGCUGAACGUCAAGAUGGCUCUGGACAUAGAGAUAGCUGCUUACAGGAAGUUGCUGGAAGGGGAGGAGACUCGGUUCCUAUCUGGGCCAAGCCUGUUCUCCUACUCCUCCGUUCACCUUAAGCUGAAGGGGGAGGAGCUCUCAGACACAGUCAUACUGGAGGAACAGACGGAUGAGACACAGGUCACUGAGGUGACAGAGGAAGGAGAGGAAGAGGAGAAGGGUGAAGAGGAAGAGGGGGAAGGAUCUGAGGAUAAGGGAGGAGAGGAGGAAGAGGGUGAUAAGGAGGAAGAGGAAGGAUCUGAGGAUAAGGGAGGAGAGGAGGAAGAGGGUGAUAAGGAGGAAGAGGAAGGAUCUGAGGAUAAGGGGGAAGAGGAGGCAGGUGAGGUUAAAGAGAAGUCUAAGUCACCUGAGGAGGCUGCUUCUCCAUCUAAGUCUCCCAUCAAAACCCCCCAGCCCAAAUCUCCCGCCGUCAAAUCCCCUGAAUCCAAAUCACCCCAAGCCAAAUCUCCCCUCCCCAAAUCACCCGCCAAGUCUCCUGCCCCCAAAUCUCCCACAGAGAAAUCUCCCCAGCCCAAAUCCCUGGCUGUGAAAUCACCAUCUAAAUCUCCCCCUAGCAAAUCCCCAGAGUCUAAGUCCCCUCCUCCCAAGUCCCCCCUCCCCAAGUCUCCUGAACCCAAGUCCCCCAUCCAGGAGAAGGCCAAGCCCCCUGCAGAAGACAAACCAGCCAAGGAGGAGAAGAAAGAGAAGGAACAACCCCAGCCUGUAAAAGAGGAGAAGAAACAGGAGCCAGAACCCAAGGAGAGAGAGAAGAGUGAGAGCCCGCCUAAAGAGAAGGCUGAGGAGAAGAAAGACAAACCAGAUCCCAAGGAGAGCAAGCCAGAGGAGACCCCAACACCUGCCCCUCCUGCCGCCGCCUUGGCCAAGCCUGCAGAGGAGAAGCCCGCCCCCGCCAAGGAGAGUCCCACCCCUGCUAAGAAGGAAGAUGAGAAACAGGCCCCAUCCAAAACAGACGACAAACCUCAGGCAGAGUUGAAGCCUGCCCCCAAAGAAUCACCAGAGAAAACAGAGAGCAAGAAAGAGAAGAAACCAGAGCCCAAAGAGGAGGUGAAGGAGGACAAGCAGGAGGCCUCUAAAGGGUCCGACAGUACAGAGGUGAAGGAUACGAAGGUGGAAGGGAAGGCAGAGAAGGACGAAAAGUCCUCCAGCACUGAGGUCAAAGAGAAAGCCAUGAAGUGAAUCACUAACGCAUUGUGUAUGAGCCAAGAGGAGUGAGAGAGAGAGACGCCAAAGAACUAUCGGGGAGGGAUGGGAGGGGGAAGGGAGGGAGGGAGGCUACUGAAGAUCUGAGCAGCCUUUGUCUCCUACUCUGCUCUGGCCUUCCUUUACAAACAGUAAACAAGCAAAGCAAUAGUGUUUCUCUAGUUACUAAUCCCUGGGUACUCAACCCUGAUAUGAUGCUUCUUCUAAUAUAUGACUGUAAAGAAUGCAGAAUGCUCUAAACUCUAUCUGAAUGUGUCUGACUUCCCGUCAAUAAUAACAAGUGCAUUAAACAGCAACAUCGCUCUGGCUGGGAGCACAGCACAGUGCCAUGUACCUUCUGAAGCCUUCAAGGGCAGAGAUGUCAACAAAUGUCUAUAAAAGAUUGUGUCAAAUGAAUAUAUUGUACUGUUUGUGUGUAUUUAUGACGAUAUAAAUUAGUAUAUUAUAUUGACGGCUAUAAAAAGCAGAGAGACUAUGAACCCGCUCAUUGUGCACCUUAAACAGCUCCCUGUCUGAUGGUUGUGCUGAGUCACUGUGCUGUUGUUAGUAUGCUAGGUCAGGGAGGAUAACUCUGAAGUCAGGGAUGACUGUGCCAUGUAUAAACUGCUGAGAAUAUGCAAUACAAACUGAUGUAACUAAUAAAAGGUUCAAACUGAACAA
Messenger RNA from Salvelinus fontinalis (brook trout), 3042 nucleotides. Its product is annotated as neurofilament medium polypeptide-like. Lineage: Eukaryota; Metazoa; Chordata; Actinopteri; Salmoniformes; Salmonidae. Bases 55 to 2358 code for a protein of 767 amino acids. Gene Ontology annotation, molecular function: structural constituent of postsynaptic intermediate filament cytoskeleton. Gene Ontology annotation, cellular component: neurofilament; axon. The transcript has 4 exons. Gene Ontology annotation, biological process: axon development. The record is from RefSeq and is a predicted model, not a curated record.